Trichophyton rubrum CBS 118892 is the source of this 2447-nucleotide messenger RNA. RefSeq lists its product as uncharacterized. The coding region runs from base 579 to 2447 and encodes 622 amino acids. The record is from RefSeq and is a predicted model, not a curated record. The transcript is spliced from 2 exons. Lineage: Eukaryota; Fungi; Ascomycota; Eurotiomycetes; Onygenales; Arthrodermataceae.
CUUCUCCAUCCAACGAUUGGGCAGCUCAUAGGCCAAUCGCAUGACCUGCUGUCAUCGAACAAAGACCUGGCGCUGGUCGAGGAUCCAACAUAUAGCUAGCAGUUCGCGGUAUAUAAGUAUAAAUGUCUCCAUCGCCCCGGAGUUUUGACAAACCCCCCUGAAUCUCCAUAUAUCUAGACGACUCCAAGACUCAGAUAACUACAGUAGCAACCGACCUGGGCCCUGUCUGCUGUCAUCCAUGCCAUCGCAGAGAUACUAGGCCGGCGAGAUAACGACCAUCGCUACCCGUCGCCUCUCAUACGCUGCAUCCUCGCAUGCCUGGCGCCGCCAUCCCGCAUCUCGUAUCCCCAGAGCCCAGAAGAGGCUUGCAGGCGCCGAGAUGCCGCUCUGUACGCAAUCCCUCAUGCCUCUUUUUCUGGAUUAUUCCUCCCUUUCUGCUUCUUUUUCUUAUCUUGUCUUGUUUGUCUUGUCUGCGUCCAUGGCACUCUCUGCCUGUUCUCAUCCGCUCUGUUCUUAACAUACAUAUAUCUAUAUAGGUCGCUGCCACCCAGCCGCCGCGCUGGCAGGGACUCGCAGCCAUGUCGAGCAUCAUGUCCCAGCCUCAGAUGGACGUCCGGUCCGUGGGCAGCUGUGUCGCCGCAGUUGUGGCCGCAUAUAAUGACGCUGCGAAGCUGGUCAAACGUAUCCAGUCGGCCGCCCCUACUACGGCUCCAUCGCCAGUUGCUACGACUUCUCCAGAUUCGCCGGCUAUAGACGAGGCGAGCAAUACCAGCGCUCUAUCAGAUCUAGGAGACUCGCUCAUGCUGGGCCCGCCGAUCGUACAGGGCCAGUAUGAAGAGAAUCUGAUGCGACUGGGCAAUGCAUACGCCAACGGUGACCAGAACGCUCGUGAGACGCUCAAGGAUGUGGUCAUCAAUCUACAACUGACGCUGCUGGCGACCCUGCGGAUGGCGCUGCUGGAUAACCUUGAGCUCGACUUUGCAGCCCUUCAGCGUGCUUCGGAUGAAAGCAGAAUCAGUGCGCUGGUCUGUCUCUUCCAGCUCGGCCAGCGUCUCAGCCUGGGGAGCCCAUCUAUGCUCCCGAAGGCUCCUCUGGCAACCAGCACAUCGCCCACCAGACCUGCUGCGUUGAGCGAUCCUGGAAGCAGCAGCAGUCCCUUUGCCGGGUCUUCUUCCCCCGCAGCGGCUACAGACCCCCGGAAACCACCCCCUAUUCCUCCCAUGUCACCCUCACGAGUGGCAUCGAACUCGAUAUCGUCUGCAGAUCUAGGCAACCGGGUUUCGCGAGAGAGCAACUACAUCAACCAUCGGCCACCCAGCAGCAUCAACCCCGUCUCACCACCUCUCAAGCCACAGUCGAACUACCCUCCCCCUAAAGCCCCCUACGGGCCCAGUGCCGGUCAUGGCCAUGGUGUCAAGACACCGCCCACUCGCCUGGCCGAGUUGCAGGGCUCACAGCCCAUGAUCAGGGAGGAGUCAAAUAGGUCCGCAAGCGUAUACAGCGUGCUUUCAUCCAACAACUCCAGCACCAAAGGUGUCGAGGCACCAAUGGACCGGUACAGAUCAAAUCCCAGCAGCGGUGACCCUCAUAUAGAACCAGACCAAAGUGCUGUGGAACUAAGUGCUGGUAUCUUCUCUCGCACCUCCUCCUCCAGAUCAAGUUCCAAUGACCCCAGAAAGGCUCCCCACCCGGGAACAGAAAAGGUCAUUUCUCAGUUAUCUUCCUCGCCGGGUACGAAAUCCUUACCCAUGUUCAAAUGGAAACCCUUCGCCCGUUCGACAGGCAGCUCUUCAAGCAAGAACAACAGCGCAGACCAACCGAUGCUCCCCCCACCAGACCUGUACCUCCCCACGGAAGAAAACAACUUCGCGGGAUUCUGUAAGGGAGCCUGGCGGCUGCAGAACAGUAUGAAGAACUCAUUCCGUAUCGACAACCGUCCUGUGGGAAUGUACAUGCUUCAAAGCUCAUGGCACUGUUCAAAGUGUUCUUUUGAAGGAAUUGUGCAAGAAUCCAAAUUCAGCGGGAAAGCUCCCGUUCUAUCCUCCAUGCUUGGCCCGGUCAAAACGUCUAUCAUUCAGGGCAUGCGUGUCCUCCAGAUGUUUGACCAGACGGUUCAUCUGCAUGGACCCAGCGGGAACAGGUACCGGUGGAUCUUCCUAGCUAAAUCUCACGUUGAGUGUAAGCCUCCCAAACCAACCGAUAAGGUGGUAUGUGGGUUCGGGUGCAUAUUCUGCAGUGUGCAGAACCAUGGGCCCGCCCCGAUAUAUGGCAACCUAGAUACAUUUAUGGAACAUCUGCGAGAACACGGAGGGAGAGGGUAUGCUUGGGACAGAAAGAAACCGAGCCAGCCGCUCUUGGACUGGACGAGGUGCAUCCUUGGACGUAUUGCUGAUGAUUCUGAAGAUUUCGACAUUAAUAUACCCACCGUGGCAGAAGUGGGGGGUUAA